GCCUUAUAGGCAACAUAUUACUUCACUCAUUUUCGGCAAGCACAGUAAAAUAUUAAAGAAGUCACCAAGUGUGGUUUCAUAGAGUUCAAAUGAAGAUUAUUUUUGUAUUCGCUAGGGCCUUGCUGGUCUUGGCAGUAAGUGCAAAUGCUGCCAGCCUGAGCCCAAGUGCCCGCGCCGCCGACAAUGCCCUAUACAGUCGCUUUUUGUGUCGCAAUAGACCGAAUGGCUUCAAGACCAUGGUACCUGGCAGUUGCACCAGCUACUAUAAGUGUCAUAAUGGCGCAAGCUUACAAAUCGAUUGCCCUUACUACUAUGAUGGUGCGAAAAAUAUGUGCGUCGAUCAAAAUCCAGGUUGUGUUGAAGAUCUGGUUGAAGUUGCGCCCGCACCAAAAGCUAUUGAUGCAGCACCGUGUGCUGGUGUUGUUAACGGUUACGUUGUUGGUAAUAAUCAAGCGCAAUGGUAUCAGUGUCUAAAUAGUGCGGUGAUAAGUUCUGGCGUUUGUCCCAGUGGACAAGAAUAUAAUUUGGUAUUAUUGCAAUGUGGUGUCAAAUCCUCAUGCGGUGGAGCUGAUCAACCAUCAUGCAGUGGAAAUGUUCCAACUACUCCUGCGCCAUCAGCUGUUACUCCAACCACAACUUCAUGCUCAACAACAAUUACCACUACUGCUUGCGCACCAAUAACUACCACAACAACAAUUGUACGGCCAACAACAACUACUACUAUUCGCGCACCAAUAACUACCACAACAACAAAUGCACGCCCAACAACAACUACUACUAUUGGCGCACCAAUAACUACCACAACAACAACUGUACGCCCAACAACAACUACUGCUACUCGCGCACCAAUAACUACCACAACAACUACAGCUACUUGCGCACCAAUAAUCACCACAACAGCAACUGUACGCCCAACAACAACUACUACUUGCGCACCAAUAACUACCACAACAACAAAUGCACGCCCAACAACAACCACUACUAUUGGCGCACCAAUAACCACCACAACAACAGCUGUACGUCCAACAACGACUACCACCAUUCGAGCACCAAUAACCACCACAACAACAAAUGUACUCCCAAGAACAACUACAACUACUUGCGCGCCAACAACACCAACAGUAACUCCAGUGGCUUGCAUAACAACGACAAAGCCACCAUGCGCAACGACAACCCCACCAUGUACAACAACAUCAUGCCCAUGUACAGCUACACCAUGCCCGCAAAGCAUAUAUAUUCCACCAUAUCAGCAAGCGGUCAGACCCCUAUCUGUCCUACCACCGCAAUCUCAUCAAUCUAAUAUGGAUUUAUACAUAAAAUACGUUUGUCAAGGCAAACCAACCGGUUUUACGCUACCUUCACUGAGGAGCUGCAACGAAUACUACAUUUGCCGUAACGAUCAUGCACUGAAAGUCAGUUGUGGCGAUGCAUAUUUCAACGCUAUGAAGGGACAAUGCGAUUUGCCGGAGAAUAGUGGUUGCAUACAACCAUAUCAGCAAUUAUAUUGAAAUUUGACUUGAACUAUAAAUGCCAAUUCAAAUAUGAUAAAGGGAGAAACGAAAAUUAAAUGAUAAUUAUUACACGUUAAUAUGUAAUUUUAUAAAAAUUUUAAAUAUAUAACAUACUUGUA
This is a messenger RNA of Bactrocera oleae (olive fruit fly), 1630 nucleotides long. The record is from RefSeq and is a predicted model, not a curated record. Lineage: Eukaryota; Metazoa; Arthropoda; Insecta; Diptera; Tephritidae.